AUGAUCUUCCGCCUCUGGCCUCGUGAUCCCAAAGGACUAGCCAUCAAGCCAUCUCCAUUGAGGGGCAAGGAGGCUGGCAACGGAAUUGAUUUGUGGGGCGCGACACUCUACGACUUCUACCAUGUUCGACGUCUCCCAAACGUCCAAAACUUUAUCACCAACUCCUCAGGAAGCAGACUUGCGAAAUGGAUGCGCCAGAAUGGUGAGCUCAUAGCUCAGGAUGAGCUCUUUUGGGCCGAUAAGGAGGAGGAUCCCAAAGAGAUACCAGUAGCCGAUAUCGGGGAACUGAUAACGUGCUAUGAUACACGCGUCAAUUUGGGUACACUUGAUCAGUAUUCCAGUCCUGCCGCACCACUGCCAACCAUCAACUCGCCCUUCCAUCCCGACCAUUAUCCCUCCCCACACCCCUUCAUCCCUUGCACGCACGACGAUAAUCCAACACUCCAACAGCGGAUUCCUUUACAUCUUCUCCCUCAAAAGCUCUAUGUUCACGAUCCUUGGAACAAAUUAUCCAUCGAUGAGGGCGAUACCGAUUACCAGACUCCAUGGCUUUCCAAAGUUGCCAAGCGAGACAUCGUCCGAACCUAUUCCCUCUCCCUUUCACCUGAAGGCAAAGAAAAGGCGUUGAAGGAGCAGAAACUCGUCGAGAUAGCGGAAGAAGAAGCCACAAAGGAAGAGAGCUUGUUGCACAUCUUCCCCUCUGACAAGGAGGGACCAACGGAAGAUCCGUUGAUCGCAGUUAUACUCCCUCCGCGACCUCGGAAGAGAACGCAAGUUGAAGAAGCUCAUCUUUACCUUUCAUCUCGCGCAAUGGGCACUGGCAAUCAUUCAGUUGUGCACAGCGUGGAGUGGGAGCUUCCGCGUGAUGUUUUUAUAGAGACUCGUAUGUGCAGAGCUUGUGUGGAGUUGGACGCCCUGGACGAAUCCAAGGAACCGAGCGCGCUGGGGUCUGCCUCAAGGGAGGAUAAGGGGAAAGGCGAAGAAGUACCAGAGGAAAGCGAUGGAGAUGAAGAAGAAGAAGAAGAAGAAGAAGAAUUAUUCACCAUCGAACCCCCUAGGGUCGUCCGCAUGCCAUCUUACACUGGACCGUGUCUUCGCAUCUACACUAAUGUGAAGUGGCGAGGCCCUACAGAAGCAUGCGGACACGGCGGGGGACUGGGCUCGGGGGCCGUCCCACGCACCGCAACGCUCAGGGUCGUUGCGAAACUCUCGAUCGAACAUGACCUCCACCUCGCUCGAGAGGCAAGCAACUAUCAAUCGUUCCCCGACCACUUCUUCCAACACUGGAACGGAUAUAACGUCAUGCCCCCUCUGCACGAUCCUGUCCCCGUCGGGGCGCUCUGCCCGCAGUUCUACGGGUAUUACACACCCGAUGAUCCAAGUGACGGCACGGGUCGUCCUGAUUAUCUGAGUCCGAUAUUACUCCUGGAGUACUGUGGCCAGGAGAUUAAUCCAGAUGAGUUGUGUCUGGAUGACAGGCAAGAGUGCGCGUCUCUUGUCUUCCGCUUUCAUCAUGCGGGGUGGUUGCACGAGUCAUUCGCAGCGCGGAACAUCCUGUGGCAGCAGGGCAAGCCAACGGAAUGGCCAAUCCUGCGGCCGCACUCGAGUAAGAGCUUCCGCCUGAUAGACUUUGGCAGAUCGAAGAAGUUGGAUAAAGCAAUUACCAGGGCGAACGAGGAAGAAACAGCUUCGCGCUUGCUCCACUUGUUCCAUCACGCGGGAAUGCAAUAA
Molecule: messenger RNA, 1731 nt
Organism: Suillus clintonianus
Lineage: Eukaryota; Fungi; Basidiomycota; Agaricomycetes; Boletales; Suillaceae
Exons: 3
Coding region: 1-1731 (576 amino acids)
Source: RefSeq, a predicted model, not a curated record